Molecule: messenger RNA, 489 nt
Organism: Vavraia culicis subsp. floridensis
Lineage: Eukaryota; Fungi; Microsporidia; Pleistophoridae
Exons: 1
Coding region: 1-489 (162 amino acids)
Source: RefSeq, a predicted model, not a curated record
AUGACCUAUUCAUUGGCAUUCAUAAAGUAUAUCAACAAGGAAUAUAUCAUACAAAGUAUCAAAACUCUAAGCGAUUCUAGCUAUGACCUGAACGAGAAACUAGGAAUAAUAGCCCGGAUGACAGAUAUUCUUUCAGACCGCAAUUUGCUUCGUGAUCCAGACAUGCAAAAAGUAUAUCCAAAUCUAAUACAUUUAUUAUUGGACGAUUUGCUCUAUGACAGUAUACUCGUCCUGUUGGGUAAAACUUGCAUGCUCAUGAAUCAAUUACAGAACAUUUUGUUCGCUAAUGGCAUAUUUGAUCACUUAAAAUACAAUAAAGUAGAGACAGACGUGUUUGUAUAUUCGUUAUGCUAUUUAAACAUUGAUCUAGCCAAGUAUUAUUUCGAUAACAUAUAUAGAAAAGAAAUUGACGACGAAGGGUUUAUAGCAAUGCUAAAGGAGUGGUAUGUGAAGGAACUGAAAAGUUGUGAAGACAAGCCGUUUAUUUGA